Messenger RNA from Lontra canadensis (Northern American river otter), 3961 nucleotides. RefSeq names its product serine/threonine-protein phosphatase 4 regulatory subunit 1-like. The record is from RefSeq and is a predicted model, not a curated record. Gene Ontology annotation, biological process: protein dephosphorylation. NCBI's taxonomy places the organism in Eukaryota, Metazoa, Chordata, Mammalia, Carnivora, Mustelidae. Gene Ontology annotation, molecular function: protein binding; protein phosphatase regulator activity. The transcript is spliced from 20 exons. The coding region runs from base 69 to 2921 and encodes 950 amino acids.
UGAGGCCCCGCCUCACACCCACCGGCCCCGCCCUCCCGCGCGGACCCCGCCUCCUGGCCCAUCCCAAGAUGGCGGAAAUCCCUCUGUACUUUGUGGACUUGCAUGAUGACUUAGAUGAUUAUGGAUUUGAAGACUAUGGCCCAGAUCGUGACAGCAUGAGGGUAACAGCCUUUCUGGACAUCCCAGGCCAGGAUAACCUGCCUCCACUCGCUCGCCUGGAGAAGUAUGCUUUCAGUGAGAACAUCUUCAACCGUCAGAUUAUUGCCAGAGGGCUGCUCGAUGUCCUCCGGGACUUCAGUAACAAUGAGGAGGACUUCUUAACGGUAAUGGAGAUGGUGGUCCGAUUGGCAGAAGACUCAGAGCCCACGGUGCGGUCUGAGCUGAUGGAGCAGAUUCCUCCUAUUGCUGUUUUUUUACAAGAAAGCAGAUCGGAUUUUCCCGUGGUGCUCUCUGAAUAUCUCUCCCCGAUUGUAGUGAGGUACCUCACGGAUCCCAACAACCAGGUUAGAAAAUCAAGUCAGGAAGUGCUCUUGACUCUUCUGGAACAAGAUCUAGUUUCCCAGCACGAUAUUGAAAACAAAGUGUGUCCAGUCCUGCUGGCGCUCUCUGCGCCGGACGGUGAUGACGAGUAUAAGGCAGAAGCUGCGAACCUAAUCUGCAAACUGGUUUCCGUGCUGAGUAAGAGCACCGUUGAACGCCUGCUGCUCCCUCGAUUCUGCGAAUUGUGUGGUGACGGGAAGUUCUUUCAAGUUCGGAAGGUGUGUGCUACAAAUUUUGGUGAUAUUUGUCAUGCCGUUGGACAAGAAGCCACUGAGAAAUUUUUGAUACCAAAGUUUUUCGAGCUCUGCUCAGACAGUGUUUGGGGGAUGCGAAAAGCCUGCGCAGAGUGCUUCAUGGCCGUGUCCUACAGCGCGUCCCCCGAGGUCCGCAGAGCCCAGCUGUCACCCCUAUUCAUCAAGCUCAUCAGCGACCCCUGCCGAUGGGUGCGCCAGGCCGCCUUCCAAUCCCUGGGCCCCUUCAUUUCCACCUUCGCGAACCCCUCCAGGGCCGGCCUCUACAUUCGAGAAGAUGGCACCCUAAGCAUCCGACCACCGGCUCAGGAUUUGGACUCUGAUCUCCCCUCUGGAGCCCCCCGUGCAGGCAGUUGUGGCAACACUUUCUCAGCCUGUUCCACGAAGCCGGUGCACACGGAGCCAGACCUGCCCACGGGAGGCACGCCAACGGGAACCGGUGAUUUCCAGCGGGUCAUUAGCUCUGAUGGCCUCAUGGCAGACUCAGUAGAAGACUCUGCCUUGGCUGGAGCCGAGUUGACCAGGCUUUCCCCAGAGACCAGUGCGUCCUUGAAGCUCCCUGCUGGGAGUGACCUCCCCAUCCACAGCCUCCCUGGACCAGGCUCCUCUACCUGCCCAGGGGUUCCUGAGGAUGUAUUCAAUAAUUUCUUUUAUUGGCGAACUCCUCUCCCUGACAUAAGCGAGGACCUAGAGCUGCUUCUGAGUGAGGCUAGGCCCCAGGAGAAGGGCUGUAGCAGGCCCGAGACUGUGCAGCACAGCUGCAUGGCCAGGAGCGAGAUUCAGAAAGUCCUUGAUAGUUUGCAGGAGCAUCUGAUGAAUGAUCCCGAUGUUCAAGCUCAGGUCCAGGUCUUAUCAGCUGCUCUGAGAGCCGCACAGCUUGACUCUGUGGGUGAGCCUGAGCACCAGGGCACCGAAGGUAGGAGCGAGGGGUCCGUCGCAGCUCCCGGCCCUGCGUCUGACAAUCCCACAGCUCUCUCGGCUUCCUCAGUGCGGAAGGAGCCCUCCGAGCCCAGGACGUUACAAAGCACAGACCCCAGCCGACCCUGCGGUGGAGCUGUUGACGGUCUGGAGACGGAGCAGAGGCAUUUCCCCACCCCAAUUAAGGAGAAUAAGUCUAAAUUACAGGACAUAAUACCUCAGCCCCUGCUAGAUCAGUACGUGUCGAUGACCGACCCCGCUCGCGCCCAGACCGUCGAUAUUGACAUAGCCAAACACUGCGCCUACAGCCUCCCAGGGGUGGCGCUCACCCUGGGCAGGCAAAAUUGGCACUGCCUGAGAGAUACAUACGAAACGCUGGCUUCUGAUGUGCAGUGGAAAGUGCGUCGGACCCUGGCCUUCUCCAUCCACGAGCUGGCUGUGAUUCUCGGGGACCAGCUCACGGCUGCUGACCUGGUGCCCGUCUUCAAUGGAUUUUUAAAGGACCUGGAUGAAGUACGAAUAGGAAUUCUUAAACACCUGUAUGAUUUUCUAAAGUUGCUUCAUGAAGACAAGAGGAGAGAAUAUCUUUAUCAGCUUCAAGAAUUUGUAGUGACCGAUAACAGCAGGAAUUGGAGGUUUCGAUAUGAACUAGCAGAACAGCUGAUACUCAUUUUGGAGCUCUAUAAUCCCAAUGACGUUCAUGAUUACUUAAUGCAUAUUGCCUUAAAGUUGUGUGCAGAUAAAGUUUCUGAAGUUCGGUGGAUCUCCUUCAAACUAGUUGUGGCCAUUUUACAGAAGUUUUCCUCCCACAGUGAGAGCGCACUGGGGUUGAGUUUCAUCAGUGAGCUCGUCGUCAGGUUCCGGCACUGCGCGAAGUGGGUGGGAAGGCAAGCUUUCGCUUUCAUUUGUCAGGCGGUGGUGGACGAGGAGUGCAUCCCCGUGGAGCAGUUUGUCGAACACUUGCUCCCCAGCCUCCUAAGCCUUGCCUCCGAUCCGGUGCCGAACGUGAGGGUUCUGCUGGCCAAAGCUCUGCGGCAGACGCUGCUGGGAAAGGCGUACUUGAGAAAUGCCGGUAACCCUCAUCUUCAAGUCGUUGAGGAGACCGUCCUGGCCCUGCAGUCCGACCGGGACCCGGAUGUGUCCUUUUUUGCCACCCUCGAACCCAAGCGUCGGGGCACCGCAGACGCGCCCCUGCUGGAGGAACGGAGUUAACUGCCCUGGGCUCCCGUGCACCCCGGGCCCACCGCACAUGGGCGCAGACCUCUCGGCCCUGCUUGUCAGGGGUCUCACCGUGUCAUACCUUCCGAGGGAGGAAGGAGCUCUGAAACUUUGAGGACAGGCACUCAAAUGACCUCUUUCCCAUGCGCAGCCCCAGGGACUGCCCCGGGGACGGGCACCACCCUCUGCGCCCCUGGCUGCUGACCUGGAAGCCUGCCACCCGGUUGUAGGACCAGGUGGCAGCUGGGCACGGGGGUCCAGAUCGCCUUCUCCAUGACAGACUGACGAUGAUUUAAAGCCCCGUCCUCCCAAAAUAAAGUAGUUUAUUAGAAGCUCUUAAGUCUUUCAGAGACUUGCAUAUUUGGCUUCCCUCAUGCUUUCCUGUAAAAUACAGCUUAUGGUGUUACAUUUUAUUUUUAACAAAUAAUGUACAUAUGUAAAUAACUCUUGACAGGAAGAAAAUAUACUAACAUAAUACCAGCCUCCUGCCAGUGAACAGAACAAAUACAUCAUUUAAAUUUAUGCUCCACUUGGAGUUGCUGCAAAUAGAGCCCAAUUUGUUUACUUUUGAAAAAUGUGAUAGUUAAGGCAAUCUGCUGAAGAGUGAUUUAUGGCAGUCUUUCUAAUAUUGUACUUUUGUGUAAACUGUACUUGGAACUUUUCCUCAGGCACUUAUCCCUCCCCUUCUUGCGGUGACUAUCCGUAAAGAUCCGUACGGGCCUUUGACAGAGGCAGAAAGAAAGAUUUUUCAUUCUUACAUGGAUUUAUUACCCUACGUUUAAGAAUGCGGGAGGGAAAUUGAUCAUUGAGAUGCGGGAUAUUGACUUUACAGCAGAUGCUUUAGGAUCUUUAGCGGAGACUAGGAACCCGCAGUCCCGAUCAGUCCGCACACUUGCCAGGGAUUUGGGGAUUAAAUUAUGGUGCUUCAGAUUUCAUUCUUCUAAAAUUUAGACCAAGAUGCUCUAGAACUUAAACGGUUUUCAUGAAUAACUUGAGAUUCUAUAAACGUUUCAUUAAAUUCUGUAUAAUGUGUA